AAAGGAACGAAAGCUAUGUGUCACGAGGGAGGCUGUGGUGCAUGCCUAGUAGCAGCAGAAAUUAAUGGCCAUGUUAUGUCCAUUAACUCGUGUUUGGUCCCAAUUCACAUUUGCGAUGGUUGGAAAAUCACAACCGUCGAAGGAUUAGGGAGCCGAGUAAAAGGCUACCACACGUUGCAAGCCACCCUAGCUGAAAUGAACGGGUCUCAAUGUGGUUUCUGCUCACCUGGAUGGGUUAUGAACAUGUAUAGUCUCACGAAAGGUAAAAAAAUGACGAUGAAAGAAAUUGAAAACUCUUUUGGUGGUAACAUUUGCCGGUGUACUGGAUACCGGCCGAUUCUGGAUGCUUUUAAAAUUUUUGCUAGUGAUGCUCCCGCUAACAUGAAGAAAAGUAUUAAAGAUAUAGAGGACAUUUAUAAAAUCCAAUCGUGUAAAAAUUGCCCAAAAGUAGCACGUAAUGGUACUUGCAAUGAUUUGGAAGUCAUAUAUAAAUCCAGUAUUCCCAGAAAAAUGAUAAUAGAGUUAAAAGAUAGUACGAAAAUCUACAAAUUAUUGGAUGUUAAGAACAUUUUUAAAAUUUUUGAAGAGCACCCAAAUGCAAAGUAUAUUAUUAAUGGUGGGAACACUGCUCAUGGUCUAUAUCGUGUAAAUAAAAUGCAAGUGUACAUUGAUAUUAAUGAUGUAUUGGAACUGCAUAGAGUUGAAAAAGAAAAAGACAUCCUUACUUUGGGUGCAAACAUAACUCUCUCUACGGCGAAAAACUUAUUCAGUAAGUAUGCACAGGAAUCAGGCUUCCAAUAUCUAAAACAAAUGGCUGGUCAUAUUGAUUUAGUCGCGAGUGUGCCCAUCAGAAAUAUUGGAACGAUUGCUGGUAACUUAAUGAUAAAAAAUGAGCACCGGGAGUUUCCUUCAGAUAUUUUUUUAAUACUUGAAACAGCUGGAGCCGAAAUUCAUAUAUUGAGCGCCCCAGGCUCUAAAGAUAAUGUUGAAUUAAUCAAUUUUUUAAACUUAAACAUGAAUAAGAAAAUAAUUUAUAGCAUCGUACUUCCAGCCUUAAGCAGUGAUUAUGUAUACAAAACUUAUAAGAUAAUGCCAAGAGCUCAAAAUGCUCAUGCUAUAGUUAAUGCUGGAUUUCUUUUUAAACUUGAUGAUGGUGGAAAAGUUCUGAAAAGACCAAAUAUAAUAUUUGGUGGUAUAAGACCCGAAUUCCUACAUGCAGUAAAGACUGAAGAAUUUUUGGAGGAGAAAUGUAUUUUUGACAUAAGAGCUUUAAAACAAGCAUUACACAUUUUGGAUUCUGAGUUAAAUCCUGAUCACGUAUUACCUGAUUAUAAGCCAGAAUUCAGAAAACUUUUGGCUCUUUGCUUAUUUUACAAGUUUAUUCUUAGUGUAAAUCCAAGUAAAAUUGAAGAGAAAUUACGUAGUGGUGGCACUUUGCUAGAACGUGCAUUGUCGUCAGGCAAACAGGAUUAUGAGACAAAUAGCAAGAAAUGGCCAGUUAACCAACCAUUACCGAAAAUGGAAUCAAUUUAUCAAACGUCAGGUGAAGGCGAGUACAUAAAUGAUAUGGCUAUCAGAGACAACGAAGUAUUUUGUGUCUUUACAUUAGCAGAAGCUCCUGGCGUGAUUGAAAAAAUUGACUACGAAGAAGCUUUGGACUUGGACGGGGUAAUAGCUUUUUACUCAGCUAAAGAUGUUCCUGGAAAAAAUACUUUUAUAAACUUAGCCCAACAGUUUCCAUUCAUUGUUGAGGAUGAAAUUUUGUUUGCCGAAAAAGAAAUAAGAUACGCAGGGCAACCAUACGGGAUGGUAGUAGCUGACUCUCAAAACCUAGCUCAGUACGCAGCGUCAAGAGUAAAACUUGUAUAUACACCUGGCCCUCAAAGAAAACCGAUCAUUACUAUCAAUGAUGCUGUGGCAAGCAAUGAUAAAACACGAAUAUCUAAAAAUGUUGAUAUGCCAGCUCAGGCACCAGCUGGAAAGAGUAACAAGUACAAACUCAAGGGUACUCACGAGUGUGGCCCUCAAUAUCAUUUUUCUAUGGAAACUCAGACUUGCGUUUGCGUACCCAUCGAAAAUGGAGUAGAUGUAUACCCAGCAACACAGUUCAUAGAUUUUUUACAUGCGAAUAUUGCUUUGACUCUCAAUAUACCAAUAAAUAACAUAAACAUAAAAGUUAGACGACUGGGAGGUUCUUACGGUGGGAAACUAACACGUGCCAACCAAAUUGCUUGUGCUUGCGCAUUGGCUUGUCACUUGUUGAGACAACCAGCAAGACUGGUCAUGACAAUUGAGGACAACAUGCGUGCAAUUGGAAAGAGAGUACCAUCACUCGUUGAAUAUGAGCUAAUCGUAGACGAGAAGGGUGAAAUUCAAAAACUGGACGCAACUUAUUUUGGAAACAUGGGUGCUUCGUUCAAUGAGCCACACUCUAUUCUAGUGGUCCAUCAUUUUUUCAAUUGCUAUAAUCCAUCAACCUGGUCUUUCACAGGAUACGACGUGAAAACUGACAUGCCGCCAAACACGUGGUGCAGAGCUCCUGGUUCAACAGAAGGUGUAUCGAUGAUAGAACAUAUAAUGGAUAGAAUUGCUAAAGUAACCGGUAAAGAUCCGAUCGAAGUUCGAAUCGCUAAUAUGGAUCCUAAUGAUAAAGAAGCUUUAGUGCCAAUGAUUGAAGAUCUUAAAAAAAGUUCUGAUUAUGAAAAUCGAAUGAAUGAAAUCAGCAAAUAUAAUAAAGAAAACCGUUGGAAGAAACGAGGAAUGUCACUUGUUUUGAUGAAAUAUCCUUUUUUUGUAUUUGGGCAGUAUUACACUGCAAUAGCUGUUCAUGCCAGAGAUGGGUCAGUGUCAAUUACACACGGAGGGAUAGAAAUGGGUCAAGGACUCAAUACAAAAGUUGCUCAAGUCGCUGCUCAUAUUUUAGGAAUUGACUUAAACAUGAUUAGUAUAAAGCCAAGUGACAGCUUCAACGCACCAAAUAAUUUUUUUACUGGAGGAAGUUUUGGAAGCGAUGUUUUUGGAACUGCAACAAAAUCUGCAUGUGAGAAACUUUUGAAAAGAUUGCAACCAGUUAGAGAAGCUUUGGGUGGAAAUCCAUCAUGGCAAGAGUUAGUUUUAAAAGCACACCAGAUGCUAGUUGAUUUGUUUGUCUCAUUCACGUAUACGCCAAAUCCGCAAAUAAAUAGUUAUAAAAUUUAUGGAGCUACAGUUUCUGAAGUCGAGAUCGACGUAUUGACAGGUCAACAUCUGAUUCGGCGAGUAGACAUUAUAGAAGAUCUUGGAGAAAGUUUAAAUCCAAAAAUAGACGUAGGUCAAAUCGAAGGAGCCUUCGUUAUGGGAAUUGGUUACUGGACAUGCGAAGAUUUAAUAUAUGAUCCAAAAACCGGAGGACUAACAAACUACAGAACUUGGAACUAUAAAGUACCAGGACCUAAGGAUAUACCCACGGAUUUUCGCAUAUCAUUUCGUCGUAAUUCAACAAACCCUUUAGGAAUAUAUGGAUCAAAAACUGCAGGUGAACCCCCUAUGUGUAUGAGUUGUUCAAUACCUCUAGCAAUUAGACAAGCUCUUGACUCGGCACGAGCAGAUGCAGGAAACAAAGAUCCUUGGUAUCAAUUAGAUAAUUGUGUCACAGUAGAGAAGAUUUUACUGAAUAGUCUUACAAGUAUUGAAGAUAUGAACUUAUGA
Molecule: messenger RNA, 3687 nt
Organism: Copidosoma floridanum
Lineage: Eukaryota; Metazoa; Arthropoda; Insecta; Hymenoptera; Encyrtidae
Product: xanthine dehydrogenase/oxidase-like
Molecular function (GO): 2 iron, 2 sulfur cluster binding; FAD binding; oxidoreductase activity
Source: RefSeq, a predicted model, not a curated record